UACGUUUUAUUUAUCUUCUAUACUAAUGCAUUUGUUUCAGGUCUUUUCAGCAUUGCGACCACUUCAUCCUCUACACCCCGCUUAAGUCCUCAUGUGAGGCAACACAUAUGGCCACUUCACGCCCCCUUACUGGAGGUGGGCAAUACGGCUCAUCAACCGCGCGACCCAUCCCAUAUUCCCCACAUGCACAUCGACCUCAAUCGCCAUUGGGGAUGCAAUCCUUGGACGUGGGGGACGUGGUAUAUCACCUGAGAUUCAAUAUCGGACCCCAUCUCAUAGCAGGGGAGGACCCGUAACGGAAUCCCAACUAUGACGGUGACGACAACAACGGGAGUGCAGGGGGGACUUGAAACACGAAGGAGAGCCGUGUUAGAGGGUGGAGUACGGCUGUGGUAGCGAGAGAGAGGCAUUUAGAAUGUGUGUUGCGGAGGACGGUACGAGCAGGAGGGCGGGG
This is a messenger RNA of Desarmillaria tabescens, 454 nucleotides long. RefSeq lists its product as uncharacterized. The record is from RefSeq and is a predicted model, not a curated record. The annotation marks the transcript as partial. The transcript has 5 exons. Lineage: Eukaryota; Fungi; Basidiomycota; Agaricomycetes; Agaricales; Physalacriaceae.